GUAGGGGGCGAUAUGCGACGAUAGAUCUACGUGAGGAGACUUGGAAGAGGACGCAAAGUGAAAGUAGCACACAACUUUUAAUGAAAAGGCUAUUUAAAGACUAACUAAUAAUGCAAAGGGACAUCGGAACAGUUUCUGCAAUUAAAUCUUUAGGGUACGUGGACACGGCAUGCGUCAGGAGGUGCCAAUGUGAUGAACUUCCUUGUCCACUGCUCACCUGGCUGUGCACGCAGCUAAAAAUGCAUUGCCCUGAGCUAAAAGGAGGAGGGAGUGACCUAAUGUUGGCUAAUGAGCUCAAAAAUAUGCUGUUGGAAAUGUCAUCUCCUCUGGCUGCUCUGACCUUUGAAGUUUUGGACUCAUCUACAAUUGAUAAAAUUACCGAUUACUUUAUUUCAGAACUGCAAGCUGCUAUCAUCAACAAGCACAAGGACCUAUGUUCUGAAGAAAAAGCAGGAGAGAAAUGUCCAAAAGAGCAAAGGUGUGUCACCUUGAAUUCUGAGGAGAUUUGUCCAGAAUAUGAAGAUGCCAGUAUGCAAGAUGAAUGGAUGCUGGUGCUCAAAACCCUUAAGCUGGAUGCAAAUUCACAUAUUACAGAUGUUUCGAAUGAAGUAGAGUCAAGGAUGACAAACCUACCAUCUGAUGCCAUCAGCCCUCUUCUAAACACCAGUCUUAGUCCAGAGCAGUGGGUCAAACUUGAAAAACUAAAUGAAAUUUUGUGUAAAGAUUAUAAGUGUCGGAGACAAAUGAUGAUCAAACGCUUUCAAGUAACACUUGAAUCAUUUGCAUGGGGAGACAACAAAAUGGAAAAAAUGAAAGUCCUAGACACAAUUCCUCAGAUUGCUUCUCUAGAUGGCCCCUCUGACGUGUCUCUGCAUCAUGUUCUUGCUGCCAGAGUGAAUCAGUCUUGUAAUGAACCAAUCCGCCCAGGGAAUACAACUCCGAUUUAUAAAGUGAAGAUGGGAGAUGUCCCAGAUCGCGGCGGGAGACCAGGAGAAAUAGAGCCACCAAUGCCAGCCUGGGAAGAUCGGAGAUCAGGACACAGAUCAGGGCGAGGAGGUGGAAACCAGAAAUGGCGCAAAUUUGCUGACAAAAAAAAGAAAAAACGUUAAUUUAAUAUAAUUAUUAAAAAGGCCCACUAGAAUCUUCAUUUCUUAAUGUUUGAUUUAUGUUUGAGAUGAAUACAAAAUAAUAAUUAAUUUAUACAUUUUGUAUAUAUUUUAUUUUUAUUAAAUUGAGUUUCUUGCACAUUUUAAAAUAAAAAUAAUAAUUGUAUAAUUUUAGGACAAAUAUAAACAAUUUAAAGCCA
Molecule: messenger RNA, 1306 nt
Organism: Boleophthalmus pectinirostris (great blue-spotted mudskipper)
Lineage: Eukaryota; Metazoa; Chordata; Actinopteri; Gobiiformes; Gobiidae
Exons: 8
Coding region: 111-1109 (332 amino acids)
Cellular component (GO): tRNA-splicing ligase complex
Source: RefSeq, a predicted model, not a curated record